Messenger RNA from Colletotrichum costaricense, 534 nucleotides. Its product is annotated as pre-mRNA-splicing factor CWC21. NCBI's taxonomy places the organism in Eukaryota, Fungi, Ascomycota, Sordariomycetes, Glomerellales, Glomerellaceae. Gene Ontology annotation, cellular component: nucleus. The transcript is spliced from 2 exons. The coding region runs from base 1 to 534 and encodes 177 amino acids. The record is from RefSeq and is a predicted model, not a curated record.
AUGUCCGACAACGUCGGUCUCUCAACGCCUCGUGGCAGCGGUACUUCAGGCUAUGUUCAGCGCAACCUUGCGCACAUGCGCCCACGCGACUAUGGCGCGCCCUAUCCUCCCAAAGACGCCGACUCGCUCCGUCACAAGCAGCGACAGCCCGAUAAAGAGAUCUUAGAGCAUGACCGCAAGCGUGAGGUCGAGGUUAAGGUCCUUGAUCUGCGCGACACCCUCGAAGAUGAAGGCCUCGACGAGGAAGAAGUUGAGAAGCGAUGCGACGAAAUGCGAAAGAAACUACUGGCCGACCUCGAGAAACAAAAGAACAGCCGUGGCGGCGGCGGCGGCGGCGGUGGUGGUCCCGUACGGAAGCACUUCAAAAGCCAUCAGGUGCACGAGAUGGCAGACGCUAAGAUCAAAGAGAGCGAGAGACUCAGGAGCGCUUUGAGAAUAAGCAAAGACUACGAGGAGGGAAGCCACUGGAGGAGACAAGAGGAGAGACUUCGGGGCUCUAUAGAGAAGGAGACCAAGAGGGAAGACGUCGACUAA